Messenger RNA from Macadamia integrifolia, 706 nucleotides. RefSeq lists its product as uncharacterized. The transcript has 4 exons. Lineage: Eukaryota; Viridiplantae; Streptophyta; Magnoliopsida; Proteales; Proteaceae. The record is from RefSeq and is a predicted model, not a curated record. Bases 1 to 663 code for a protein of 220 amino acids.
AUGAUGUUUCGUACUGUUCCCAUCACUAGAGCUGUUGACCUUGCAUCUAGGCCAGAGGUUAUCUUAUCCAUGACUACAAUCGAAGGGUUGGCAAUGAGUUCAACUACGAUGGUUAGCCUCUUGCACUUCUCUGUUGAGAGACCAUUUACACUUGGCAGCCCACCAAUUGCUUACCUCAAUGUUAGAGGAGAGCAGUGGAGAGAAGCCAAAACCGUCUCAGCUCUCGUUCUUCUUCUUCCUCCAACCUUCGUUCCUGACGGUCGGCGACAGAGAGAGGAGAUCAGCGAGGAGAGAAGCCAGAACCCAUAUCUGAACUUCCGAAAAACCCAUCUCAGGCAAGCAUUCUUCUCGUUCUUCUUCUUCCUCCAAACGGAGUUUCUGGAAUUUCCGCGACAGAGAGAGGAGAUCAGCGAGGAGAACCCGCCAGAACCCAUAUCUGAACUUCCGAAAAACCCAUCUCAGGCAAGAAGUGAUCUCGUUCUUCAUCUUCCUCCAACCUCCGUUCCCGACGGUCGGCGACAGAGAGAGGAGAUCAGCGAGGAGAGAAGCCAGAACCCACUUCCCUCCUUCCGAAAAACCCAUCUCAGGUCUUCAUUGCUAUCUACUUUGCCUUCGGCUUCGUUUUGGCCAGGUUCUUCCUGGAUAACUUCAUCUUUCGUAUGACUUCUUCUAUGCCCCCACUCAUGAUAGCAACUUGUGAAAUUUG